Molecule: messenger RNA, 2587 nt
Organism: Rhinichthys klamathensis goyatoka
Lineage: Eukaryota; Metazoa; Chordata; Actinopteri; Cypriniformes; Leuciscidae
Gene: khnyn
Product: KH and NYN domain containing
Exons: 9
Coding region: 127-2574 (815 amino acids)
Cellular component (GO): cytoplasmic ribonucleoprotein granule; nucleus
Molecular function (GO): RNA endonuclease activity; mRNA binding
Source: RefSeq, a predicted model, not a curated record
UUAUAGCCGAGAAGGACUCGAUCUAGAUUGAAUUCGGGGUGUGUUUAUAAUCCAGAUCGCGAGCGCUUCACAAACACGACGAGAAAAGACGCAGUGUAAAGUUAUAAGCGAUUAUGUGAGUGGAUCAUGGCUCUCUCAGGCCCGGCUCUGGAGGAGUGUGUGUCCCGUGUGUGUGUGGAGGACGAGUUCACCUGUGCAGGUGUGCUGCGCGGGGCCCUGCAGGCACUGAGGCCCUCGGUGGAGCGAGUGUUCGGGGUCGCGCUGGCCAUCGGGGCAGAAGAAGAAGAGUCGGCUCAGAGCGGCCUCAUCUGGCUCCAGCUGAGCGGGGCGGCACCAGAUGUGGAGGCGGCAAAGAUUUUCGUGAAAGGUGUGGUCAAUCAGGAAGCCCAACAAGAGUUCCAGUUUCCCGAGGUGCUUCACUGUGUGUUCUGUGGUGCGAAAGGGCUGUUCAUGGACUGCCUGACUAAAAACACCUCUGCGCAUAUAGUGCUGGGAUCCCAAGGCUUUCUCCUCAUAACCGGACUGGCAGAACCUGUGGUGAAAGCCUACUCCUUCAUCACAGACCUGGUGGAGAAAUACAGGAGCAGCCAGGGACGGCGUGCCGAGAUCGGGAUAGCGGGAGAAUCCCUGGAGUCGCGUCGGGCCUUCAAGUCCCUGGUUGAGAAUCUGGAGGACCGGCACACCCUCGACCUGCUGGUGUUACCGGUGAUGGUGAAGGAGGCUCUGCUGGACCUGGUGAAGCAGUCCGGAUUGGACUCGUAUGCAAAGCGGCACCAGGAAGGUCUAAUCCCAUUGGAAGCCAAUGGAUCAUUAGCGGUGCAGAGAAGCGUUUAUGAUCAUAAAGCAGAAAACUCACAUUCCCAGCAUCCGCAAUCCGCUUAUGACAGGAUUAACGGCACGGAUGAUUUCAGAAUUGAAUCCCACAGUCCGUUUUCCAGAGGCUUUACCCUCGACUCACCUAAGUCUCCAGAACCAGAACCUGAAUCCGAGACUCCUGCUGUUCCGUCGUCUGCGAGAAACAAAGAGGAGUUCGAGCACCUUCUCAAGUUCUUCAGCGCCAUGGGAUUCACCGAAGAGGUUGUGCACUGUGUUCUGGCCCGAACCGGCCCUAAAGAAGCCUCGCAGCUUCUGGAUUUGAUUCAACAGGAGCACGACAAAACUAACCAGCGGAAGAAUAAAGACAAUGUGGUUAGCGAAACGCACGAGGCCAUUGAAGUAGGAGAGGAGAAUGCUAUAGAGGAAGACUUCGUCUUGGGGGUGUUGAAGAAGGCGGCGGCCACUUGUGGAUACACCGAGGACAGAGUAAUGGAAGUGUUUGGCAAUCUACCCGAGCUCAAGCCACACGAGCUGCUCAUGCAACUGCAGAAACAAGAGUUCGCCGAACAUGCGAUUGGGACAAGAAAUGGUGGAAAGCGGGCUGAUUGGACUAUUGAUACGAAUCCAGUGGCAGAUUUUGAAAAAGUCGAUUCUGGGAGCGGAAACGGAGCGACAAAGCUAAGCAUGUCCAAACCGUUAAGCGUUCCCUCAGUGAGAGGCCCGCCUCAGACUACAUACGCCUUUGAAACCAUGAACCCGGACGCACAGCCAGGGAAUCUGCCGGCACAAUCGCCUCCACGGAGGAUCAAACCAAACAUAGAUCUCGGAUCCCCAAAUCUCUCCAAUCACGUCAUCGCACCCAAACCGAGAGCGUCGGAGGCGUCUGUGGUCACGGGACCUCAGCGGUUCCUCGAGAGCCUGAAGACGCCAUUCAAACUGCAGCUGUCGGAUGAGCCUGGCGACCCCAUGCUGCGUCAGGUCAUCAUUGACGGCAGCAAUGUUGCAAUGAGUCACGGGUUGGGAGUGUUCUUCUCCUGUCGAGGCAUCGCUCUGGCCGUUCAACACUUCUGGGCAAGAGGACAUCGAGAAAUCACUGUGUUCAUCCCUCAGUGGAGGCAGAAGAAUAACUCCAAGAACAAAGAAAAGCAUUACCUGACUGAACUGCAUGAUCUGGGCUUCGUCUCAUACACUCCCUCCAGAGAGGUCGAGGGCAAGAGAAUCAACUCAUACGACGACCGAUUCAUGCUGGCGCUGGCGCAGAAGACGAACGGAGUGAUUGUGACGAACGACAACUUGAGGGAUCUAGUGGACGAGUCGCCCGCGUGGAGAGACAUCAUAAAGAAGAGUUUGCUACAGUACGUGUUUGCUGGAGAUCUCUUCAUGUUGCCUGAUGAUCCUCUGGGCCGUGGCGGACCGCACCUGAGAGACUUUCUGCACAAACACAGCAGCGGUUCGCCUGUUCCUGGCAGCCACACGUUUGCAGGAUCGUCCUCCACCUUCCCCGCUCCGUCACACGCGCCCCGCGCUCACACCGAGCUCCUGCAGUACCGGGACCGGACCCCAGGGGGCAGAGGUCAGGGGUCAGGCAGAGGUCAGGAGGUCAGCGAGAGGUCGGUGGAGGAGACGCUGGCGCUGCAGCAGAGUUUGCUCCCCAUCUUCCCCGGCCAGGAGAGCGUGAUCGUCAUGAUCCUGCAGUGUCACCCGACGCUCCGAGACCUGGACCGCAUCACGCACCUCGUGCUGGAGCAGCAGGAGUAAACACCGGACACAA